This is a messenger RNA of Fukomys damarensis (Damara mole-rat), 1906 nucleotides long. RefSeq names its product glutamate rich 1 (gene Erich1). NCBI's taxonomy places the organism in Eukaryota, Metazoa, Chordata, Mammalia, Rodentia, Bathyergidae. The record is from RefSeq and is a predicted model, not a curated record. The transcript has 6 exons. The coding region runs from base 58 to 1089 and encodes 343 amino acids.
GGACGUAGCCAGGCGGAAUCCGGAAGCGCCGGCACUUGUUGGGCCAGGCUUUCGGAAAUGUCUGAGCGCCGGAGACACGUGUUCGUUGAAAAAGUGCUGAAGAAACUUUUUCCUAAUGUUUCAAGUAGCCAAGAAAAGGAGACACCUGAGACUCCAAUCUCAGAAACACCACUCAAGAAAGUGACCUCUGAGAGAGUGAAAUGCAAGCAUGUUCAUCAUUUGACAGACGGCAGUGACAUUAAGAGCCCACUGCAGCGCCGCCUCUAUACUGUGAGUUUGCCUCCUGAGGGGUAUACGCCCUGCUUCCCAGAGCCCACCAGCUGCGCUGACUCUGAGCAGGCCUCCAGUGCCGACGAUGCAGAAGAUCAUGAUCAACCAAAGAAAAGAAUUAGAAAGCGUAAACUGAAGAAAAAAUUAAAAAAUUCCAAUAAUGUUCAUAUAGAACAAGCAGAAUUAGAGGAACAGCAGAGCCUUUUACAAGAAAAAUUGCAGUCACAGCACACAGAUGGCCCUACAAUGAGCAAAAAUAGGAAAAGGAAGCUGAAAAAGAAACAGCAAAUUAAAAGGAAGAAAGCUGCUGGCUUAGUGACCAAGGCCUUCAGUGCCAGCUUUACGUACCAACCUGAGGAGAGCAGCAGUGAGCAGGAAGACUUCCCCAGGGCUGUAGGAGAUGGGACCCCAGACGCCGUGGAGGAGGCCGCAGGCUAUGCCAUCAUGGAGCACGACGCAGCCCCCUCUCAGGAAGACAAGGAGAUCGCCAACAGGAAGGCCGACGGGAUCCUGAGCUUUCUGAAAUCAAUGCGAGAAAUGUAUUUCUAUGAUGGUGUCUCCGAAGACAUGGAUUCAGCUGUCCGAGUGGAAACUGCCGAAGAGCUGCUCCACUGUCUGGAGUCUCACCGCAUGGCUCCCUCAGAUGUGCUCAUUCUGGACCACAUGAAGACGCUGCUGCUUCUGCAUGACACGGCGAGACUGCAGCGUGCCCUGGAGCUGCUGCCGGAGCACUGCGAGAUGCCGCUCGACCAUGCCAGAGUAAUCUCCGCUUUCUUUAAUUAUUGGAUUACACAUGUCUUUCCUGAAAAAAAACAGUGAAUAAAACCAGUAUGCCUGAGAAGAAUUAAUAUUUUUAAGAAAACGUGAAUGACAAAGUUGGCUAAGAGUUCAUUCUUAUAUACAAAGAAGAUUAAAUUCUUAAUAUUUUCUUUUUGACUCAAAUCCUGGAGACUUUGAAGACAUUUCUGCCAUAUGAUUUAUUCCUGUCUUAACGUCUGAGACUUUAAAUGAGAAGUUGGGGUAAAAUUGAAAAUUUUACUUAUUUGAAAUUACAUGUCUUGAAUUACUACAUAAAACUUGGUUGUUUUUCUAAUUCCUCUAAAAAACUGAAAAGGGACAUUGUUUUAAACUGUAUAGUUGUUUUAGGCACUUCCUGCAAAAUAUACAACACCUGAACUUUAAAGAAGGCGAUGUUUAUUUUAGCUCAAGUGUCAGUCCAGUCAGUUGGCUGACUCACAAAGAAACAGCAUGGCAGAGUGUUUGGCAGAGGAGAAGCUGCUCCCCUCAUGGCAGCCAGGAAACGAAAGAGGAAAGGGAGGAACAGGAAGAGAGAGAAACUCUUCCAGGUCCUGCCCUCAGUUACUCAGUUCUUUCCACCACACCCGACCUCCUAACAGCAAAUCAGUUGUAAGCCUCCGUAAUGCAACCACCUUCGAAAGUCUCAUCUAUGAACACACAAGAGUUUGGAGGAAUGUCUGGACAUAAACGAUAACAGUAGUUUAAAGUUGUUAUUUUUAAUCAAGUUAAAUGUCCUUGUGUCUGAAAAUCUUUGCUUUAAGGAUGCCUCAUGGGUGUUAAAAACUUCAGAUUAAAGUAGUUUGAUUUUAACUGAAUUUCUUCUCUGAGUUGAAAAUAA